This is a messenger RNA of Adineta steineri, 690 nucleotides long. The record is from the annotation of a GenBank genome assembly. Lineage: Eukaryota; Metazoa; Rotifera; Eurotatoria; Adinetida; Adinetidae.
AUGGCAAUGGCAAACAAUAAAGCACACUGUUUCACAUGUAAUAAAGAAAAAAUAACAUUUCCUUGUAGAGGAUGUUUAAAGGAAUUUUGUUUAAUUCAUUUAACACAACAUCAACAACUAUUAAAUGAAGAAUUAAAUCAUAUUAUUAAUGAUUAUGACCAGUUUAAGCAAAGAAUCAACGAACAAAAACAAAAUCCACAAAAUCUACAAAACUGUUCAUUAAUAAAACAAAUCGAUCAAUGGGAAAUAGAAUCAAUUAAAAUAAUUCAACGAAAAGCACAAAAUUGUAGAGAAAUUGUUAUUAAGUCUUCCGAAACAUCUAUUGGUCAUAUUGAAAAGAAAUUUAAGGAUUUAUCUGAACAAAUAAAAGAAAUUCAUAAAGAAAAUGAAUUUAAUGAAAUGAAUUUAAGUUAUUUAAAAAAUCAAUUAAUUCAAAUUACACAAGAAUUAAAUAAUUCAUCAAAUAUUUCUAUUAAAGAAGAUUCACAACCAUUUAUUAAUGAAAUUUCAAUUAUUUCAUCAAAAAAACCAUCAUUCAAUAAAUGCAAACAAAAUGCCAUCACUGUGGCUGGUGGAAAUGGACAUGGAUAUGGACAAGAAUUAAACCAACUCAAUUGGCCUCAAGGAAUGUUUAUUGAUGAAAACAAAAAUAUUUUCAUUGCAGAUCCUGGCAAUCAUCGUAUUGUUUAA